ACGGCGCGGUGACGCAGCGCGACGGCGGCGGCGGCGGCGGCGGCGGUGGUCGGUGCGGGAGGAGGGAGGGGAGCUUGCGGGCCCGAGAGGGGGCGACGGCGGCGGCGGUGGCCUGAGGAGGCCCGAGCGGCGGCGGUGGCGGCGAAGGCCGAGGCGUCUAGGUGUUUUUGGAAGAGCUGCAGCCUUUGAAGAAACAUCUCUUGAUGAUGAUAUCAUAGACUCCUUCCUACUGGGCAGAUGAGGCAGAAUGGGGCACAGUAGUUCCAGCAAAAAUCCAGAGAGGACUAUCCUUGGCCAGGCUUUACCCCAUGUCCACUUCUGGAGCCAAGAAAGACAGUUCCUUCUCCAAGGGGAACCCAGGGUGUUGAUACUAGAAGAUGGAAAUGGAUACAGUAAGAUGCUGCCACAGUGAGAUGCCUCACCCAGGUCUCCCUCUGUCACUUCAGCCAAGCACAUGGGAUAGAAAGUAGCAGGCGGCCUCUGGCCCUUUAAUGGAAGAGGGCCAUCCAGUCCUCUCCAGUUAACAUCUAGACCGAACACAAAGCAUCCUUCUCUCAUCCAGAAGACAUAGGAACCCUACCUUCAGGGAUGAUUUUUUUUUAACAGUGAAAUCUUAAAAGUAACUGUUUCACUAAAGCCUCCAGUAUUUACUGAAGACUGUCAGAAUCAUCCUCCAUCACUAGAUCUUCUCCACCAGUCAUGUUCCCUGAGCAGUGGGGUGGCUUGAAGGUAUAAACCAGAGAGGCCCAAGGGAGGGAUAGUUAGCAGACUUCUGGUCUUUUUCUAGUUUGUGCUCUUCUGUUCCAAGGACCACAGGAUUCUUCUCAUCGCAGUGCUCCAGGCAGCCACUACCAAUCGAUUGGAGUUAGCCUGUGAGGAAACUGGAGAGGCGUGGCUGGACCAAGACCUCCCCCCAUGUGAGCAGGCUUCCUCCUCCCCCAACAACCGUUGCCACCACGCCCAGAAACGUCCUUAAGCCCUGGCCCUCAGGGGAAAGGUAACAGGAGGCCAGAGCCGGGACCAUGUGACGGCGCUGGCCCUCGCCACCGCCGUCCCCCGACCCUGGCCCCAGGCCCGGCACCAUGAUGUUCCGAGACCAGGUGGGCAUCCUCGCUGGCUGGUUCAAAGGCUGGAAUGAGUGUGAGCAGACAGUGGCCCUCCUGUCACUUCUGAAACGGGUCACCCGUACCCAGGCCCGCUUCCUGCAGCUCUGCCUGGAGCACUCACUGGCGGACUGCAAUGACAUCCACCUGCUGGAGUCGGAGGCCAACAGUGCUGGUGAGUCCACCCUUAGAGAUGGGAGCCAGCAGGAG
Homo sapiens (human) is the source of this 1313-nucleotide messenger RNA. RefSeq names its product sterile alpha motif domain containing 4B (gene SAMD4B). The record is from RefSeq and is marked validated. Gene Ontology annotation, biological process: negative regulation of translation; regulation of mRNA stability. Gene Ontology annotation, molecular function: translation repressor activity; RNA binding. Gene Ontology annotation, cellular component: nucleus; cytoplasm. Lineage: Eukaryota; Metazoa; Chordata; Mammalia; Primates; Hominidae.